GCUUGCAAGUUCAGAGUUGGCUGAGUUUGCUGCUGCGGAAGCGUUCUUCAUUGACAAACACACUUUUCAUAGAAUCACUUUCGCAGCAGCAGCAAUUCAGAUCAUUAAUCAUGGCAGCUCGCUCUUUCUCACAACAACUCAACCGUGUCCUCAAUGUCAAUGCUCUAUCCUUUCCUCUUCAUCGGAGAGGGUAUGCAGUGGCCUGUGAUGUUUCAGGGAGCAGGAAGGUGGUGGUGGAAGAGACCAAAACUGAUUCGGAGGCCUCAUCAUCAGCUUGGGCCCCUGACCCAGUAACGGGUUACUAUAGGCCCAUCAAUCGCAUGAAUGAAGUUGACCCGGUGGAGCUCCGAAACAUGCUCUUGAAUCCCACAGUCAGAAAAUCACAGUCAUCAUCAACAUCUCCCUGAACCCAAUUUAUCACAUUAUGCUGAUUUUGCUCUUGUUCUAUCUAUCUAUUUAUCAUAUCCUUGUUUGAUGACUAUCUCUACAAUUUUGUUUGAGUGUUUUCUUGAGAAAUUAAGACAAUUUUGAGGUA
This is a messenger RNA of Lotus japonicus, 535 nucleotides long. RefSeq names its product late embryogenesis abundant protein Lea5-like. The record is from RefSeq and is a predicted model, not a curated record. The transcript has 2 exons. Lineage: Eukaryota; Viridiplantae; Streptophyta; Magnoliopsida; Fabales; Fabaceae. Gene Ontology annotation, cellular component: mitochondrion. The coding region runs from base 111 to 407 and encodes 98 amino acids. Gene Ontology annotation, biological process: response to stress.